Messenger RNA from Chanos chanos (milkfish), 852 nucleotides. RefSeq names its product RAB5A, member RAS oncogene family, b (gene rab5ab). Gene Ontology annotation, molecular function: GTP binding; GTPase activity. The record is from RefSeq and is a predicted model, not a curated record. The transcript is spliced from 6 exons. Lineage: Eukaryota; Metazoa; Chordata; Actinopteri; Gonorynchiformes; Chanidae. The coding region runs from base 194 to 844 and encodes 216 amino acids.
UAAAAGAUCUGGGAGGGAGGCAGAAGCUACCGGGUAGAAAUUCCGACAAGAAAUUUGGAAGUGUCGCUCAAUUGUCAAGUUUCUACUGGACGUCAUUUGUUGUUUUCGCCUGGACAUCAGGUAGAAUUGUUCUGGGAGUGACCAACUGGGAGCCAUAACUUUGAGUCCAGAGCAGGAGACUGGGGUGUAGGUCAUGGCAGGUAGAGGUGGAGCUACGAGACCUAAUGGGCCAAAUGCCGGCAACAAGAUUUGCCAGUUCAAACUAGUGCUGUUAGGAGAGUCUGCUGUGGGGAAGUCCAGUCUUGUCCUCCGCUUCGUCAAAGGCCAGUUUCAUGAGUUUCAGGAAAGCACAAUAGGAGCUGCCUUCCUGACACAGACAGUGUGUUUGGACGACACGACGGUGAAAUUUGAAAUCUGGGACACGGCUGGUCAAGAACGCUACCACAGUCUGGCACCCAUGUACUACAGAGGGGCACAGGCAGCCAUAGUGGUGUAUGACAUCACAAAUGAAGAGUCAUUUGUGCGAGCAAAGAAUUGGGUGAAAGAGCUUCAGAGACAAGCCAGUCCAAAUAUUGUAAUAGCCCUGGCUGGAAACAAGGCAGAUCUUGCAAACAAGAGAGCACUGGACUUUCAGGAUGCACAGUCUUAUGCAGACGACAACAGUUUGCUGUUUAUGGAAACGUCAGCAAAGACGUCGAUGAACGUGAAUGAAAUAUUCAUGGCAAUCGCGAAGAAACUACCUAAGAGCGAACCACAGCCUGCGGGCGCAAACAGCGGGCGAAACAGAGGAGUGGACCUAACAGAGACCGCCCAGCCCACGAAAGGCCCCUGCUGCAGCAACUAAGCACCUCC